Messenger RNA from Salpingoeca rosetta, 5233 nucleotides. Its product is annotated as TK protein kinase. Gene Ontology annotation, biological process: cell surface receptor protein tyrosine kinase signaling pathway; protein phosphorylation; multicellular organism development. NCBI's taxonomy places the organism in Eukaryota, Choanoflagellata, Craspedida, Salpingoecidae. The record is from RefSeq and is a predicted model, not a curated record. Gene Ontology annotation, cellular component: signaling receptor complex. Gene Ontology annotation, molecular function: transmembrane receptor protein tyrosine kinase activity; ATP binding. The coding region runs from base 540 to 4856 and encodes 1438 amino acids. The transcript is spliced from 9 exons.
CGACACUCGUCAUUCGCUCCCUCGAUGUUGUGUGCCUGUCCGACUGUUGUGCACACACACACACACACACACACACACACACACACACACACACAACCAUCAGCCAGGCCAAGCACCAACCAGAGCUCUCACGCCACAAACAAUCACAUCCAUUGAUUGACUGGCAACAAGUCGACAGGACGCAAGCAGUCGACCCAAGCAUCGCCAAGCACGGUUUUGUCAGGCACAUACUAGCUUCAUCCAUCCGUCCACGGAACCGGUUCAGAGACACGAACGACCCACGUCUCACGCAGCCACAACCCCACAAGCAUAAUCUAUCGUCCCUCAUCAAUCCUCGCCCAUCUGCACGUCUGCACCAACGCUCACACACGACAACGACAACAACAACAACCACGGCACCGCCACCUUCUACAACGGCGAGGGCAGGUGCAGCUGCGUGCGUUCAUUCCCGUGGCCGCCGGCACCAGCCAUUGAGUGCCAAUGGCUGUGUCCGACAUUACAUACAUACGCACGUACCCGAUGACAGCAGCGCACUCAUCAUGCCAUCCAAGCAACGCAAACAGCGAGUGCAGCAGCAGCAACAGAACAAGCCGUGCGCUGCUUCUUGUCGCGUAAGGCGCCAACCACCAUCAAUACCACCACGCCAACAAUCACGGAGUGGUGGUCGCAUUCACAUGGCUGUUGUGGCGGUGGCAGUUCUGGCGCUGUUCGCACUGCUGGCCAUCACAGCAACCACAGCCGCCGCCACAACACCACCAUCAACACAGGUGGGCCGCGUGCAAUGGAGAGUGGUCACCCGAGCAUACAACGACUCCCACUUCACCCUCGCCCUCGUUCCCAACAACAUCAGCACUACCAGCAACAGCAGCAGCAGCAUCAGCAACAGCAGCAUCAACAUCAACAUAAGCAGCGUGGUGGGUGAAGAUGGACCACCGCCACAGAGCCCGUUCGCCAUUCUUCCCGCCAUCACGGUGCUUGACUCUCCACAUGUGGUUGGUAUGACCGCUGGUGGUGGUGCGUCGAGCGACGAUGACUAUGACACCGAGGACGACGCAUUCUACCCACCGGCAUCGUGGGUUCUGGCCACCAACAACACCGUCGUGCUUACUCUCCGGCCCAACGUCGAAGUGAAGGCACGGAACACGGUGGCAACACCAGCAUCAUCGUCAUCAUCAUCAUCAUCAUCAUCAUCAUCAUCAUCAUCAUCAUCAUCACGGCCACUGCCCAUCUUCCAGUUCACAUCAUCGCCAGACCACGUGCAAGAGGCGCUACAGCUCUUUCGCGUGCACGUCUUCCUCUCACCAACCACAACAGUAUCCACCACCAAUGCAACCACCAACAACAACACCACCAAUACCACCAAUACCACCACCACGACUGCUGGCGUUGCUGUGCUGCUGCCGUAUUGCAAGCGCGUGUAUUCCCCGCGCUGCUUUGCGCCGGACCGCCCGUAUGUGCUCGAGUGGGCGACGGCGUUUGGCGCCGUGCCUGCGCUCGCCCCCGAUGCGGCUGCAGCAACUCCAACACCUGCUGCCAACAGUAACAACAGUAACAACAACAGCAGCAGCAGCAGUGCAUUUGAUGCUGACGUUGGCGGUUACAUGGCCACCCCGCUUGUCCUUGUCGACAGCAGCAGCAGUGCAAUGGACAUUGACACACCGCCAGGCGAAGACAUCAACAAUACCAACAACACUACUACCACCAGCAAUGCCACCACCAACAACACUACUACCACCAGCAACACCACCAGCACCAGCGCAGCGGAUGCGUUGUUUGCGAGUGCAGAGGUGGUGCUCACGACACCGUCCCCGCGUGUCCCCGUCGUGUCGUUUGAGACGAUGGCUGUCGGGAGCACGUGGGCGGCGUGUCGCAUCGUCCUCAAUCGCUCCGACAUCACCGUUGUUGCUGCGCUGUACAUCGACCGUUUGGGCAACGCCGAGUUUGACUUUGACCCCAACAACCUCGACACGCCCAUUCUGGACGCAGGUGUCAUUGACGUUGUCAUGGACGGGCUAAACGCGUUUACCGUCGCCCUGUACAACCUGCAUCCGUUUACCCACUACCGCCUCGCCCUCUCGCUGCACACGCCCACGGGCGCCUAUGCCCGCGAGCAACUGACGUUCACGACGCUUGUGGACAGUCCAACCACGCCCCUUGUUGACAUGCGCGUGCAGACGUGGUCUGUGUUUGAGACGUCGUUCCUGGCGCGUGCAGACCCGAUACAGCCUGCCACGGGCAUUGUGCAUCUGAUCGAGACGGAGAUUCGCGACACGCUCACCAACGAGGUGAGCACGUACGAGCACAGCUGGGGCAUCAACGCAGGCUACUGCGCCAACCCCUCGGAGAGCAAACCCUCGUUCAGUUGGUUUGUUGGCGGCGUGCUGCCCAACACGCGCUAUGAGCUGCGGUCACGCGCAAUCCUCUAUCCGCAGCACACCUCUGACCUGAUUCGCACGUUUGGGUCCGUUGUUGUGCUCGAUCCAACCUUCCAAGCAGCACCAGCACCGGAGACCCUGCACCAAGCUCGCGCUGGUGCUGAUGCUGUUGUGAACGGUGACACGGUUGAUGCUGUUGUGAAUGGUGAUGGUGGUGAUGAUGCUGUUGUGAAUGGUGAUGGUGCUGGUGCUGGUCGUCGUCGCCGCUAUGCUGCCACGGAUGGCAUUGAUGCCGUAGAGGCGAUGGAUGAUGCUGCUGUUGGUGGUGAUGGCAGCAUGCACGCUGCCCUGCUCGACGACAGCGCUGCCACCGCUGCUGGUGGGACUGUGAUUGGACGGCGGGUGAGGCGCGUCACACCACCACCACCAGCAGCAGCAGCAGCAGCAGCCGCCGCUGACGACAGCGAUGAAGGUGGACGGAACGUGGACGGGACAGCGGCGCCACCCUCAGAUGUUCAGCUCGAGUCGCCGUGGACGGAGUGGGUCACGGUGACCACCAAGCAGGCAACGCAGCCAGCGCUGAUACUGGAGGUGCAGUCGCUCAACGCCACGCACUUUGUGGUGAUGUGGCAGGACCAGCGGCCCUUUGCGCCGCUUGUUCGCGUCGACUACUUUGUGUAUGAUGCAAGCAACGACACCGUCCUGAACGGAACGCAACCGGACACAACCGCCACCAGCAUCAUCCUCAGCCACGCCCACCUGUACCCGAUGGGCGCCCGUGCCGUGACUGCUGUUGUUGUGAAUGCCAUUGGGGCAAGCCCACGCAGCAACAGGGUGCAGGUGCCCGCGUACACGCCACCACCACCACCAUCUGACAACAGCGGCAGCACGGGCGGUGUUGCGCUGCCUGGGUAUGCACUGGGCAUCAUCAUUGCCGUCGUCGUCAUCGUUCCACUUGUCGCGUGCUACGUGAUUUGGCGGUACCGGGUGAAUGUUCUGUUCCAGUUCCCCGAGGAGGACGAGUGGGAGCUGAAGCGCUCUGCUGUGACGCUCGGUCGCGAGAUUGGGCGCGGCGAGUUUGGUGUCGUCAGGAAGGGCGUCUUCAACGACCAGGUUGUUGCUGUGAAGAUGUUGCGUGCAGGCACGGGCCUCGAGCAAGCGCGCGCAUUCAUUGACGAAGCGAACGUCAUGAAACAACUUUGCCAAGCAGAAAACCACCCCAACAUUGUGCAACUGCAGGGCGUCAUGAUGCAAGCGCAUCCGCUUGCUGUUGUCAUUGAAUUCCUCAGCAACGGCUCCCUUCGCUCCCUUCUUCUCGACACACGCGCGAGGCACCCCGUGUUUCUUGAUCUGCACCAGCUGCUGCUGUUUACACUGGACAUUGUUGAGGGCAUGUGCUUCGUCACCAGCAAAGGCGUCAUCCACCGUGACCUCGCAGCGCGCAACUGUCUGGUGACCACGGACUGGACGGUGAAGAUUGCAGACUUUGGGUUUGCGCGUGCGCCCUUGCUCGAACGCAACUACCAGGCCAUGUACACGAAGCGCGGUGAUGUUGUGCUGCCGCUGCGAUGGGUUGCGCCGGAGGUGUUCACGGACGGCCGAUUCUGCGAACUGUCAGACGUGUGGUCGUUUGGCGUCACCAUGUGGGAAAUCUUCGCAAAGGGAGAGCUGCCGUAUGCAGACAUUCCUCAGGAGAAGCUCGUCUCGCAGAUAUUGUCUGGUCGCCGCCUGCACCAGCCCGACGACUGCCCGCGCCUCCUCUACAUGCUCAUGCAGCGCUGCUGGGAACGGGACCGCCCAAGCUUCAGCGCCAUCAGAACGUUUAUCCUGAAGGCGAUUGCCAAGUUUGGCCUGUCGACGAUGGAAGGGGAACGAACACACCCUGAAUCGCGCAUGGGUAUUGCCCGCACGCCCCACGGCAGCCACGCCCACACGAGUGGCGGCAGCACCGACAGCGGCACGACGGCCGGUGGCGUCAUUACAACACGCCAUCGCGGCAGUGCCAAGGAGGAUGGAUGUGGUGGUGGCGGUUAUGACGAUGCUGUGACGAGCACCACCGCUCUCACGCUGGCGUCGCUGCUGCCAGCCACCACCACAACGACAACAACAGCACCAGAAGCACCACUGUCGAUGACAAGGAUUGGCAGGUGUGGCGAUGGGGCUCGGGACAAGGGCAUGUCGGUUGGAAGCAUCACCCCUGGCAGCGACACCGCACUUGGGUCGAGUCUCGAUGCAGAAUUGGCCGAGUGGACAGAUAUGCUGCUGGACAACGGCAUUGAUGGCACCUGCCGCACAAGCAGCGACCAACAACAACAACAACAACAACAACAACAACAACAACAACAACAACAACAACAACAACAACAACAACAACAACAACAACAACAACAACAACGCGGGGAGGUGCUUGUGCUGUUUAAUGAACGCACCGGACAGCAACCCCAACACAAGUCCAACGUCAUUGGCAGUAGUGUGGUGUAGCAUCGCGCUUGUGUGUAUGUGUGCUUGUGGUUUCCGACUGAAUCCCUUUGUGGAAUGGCGUGGUUCCAGUGCAACGUGGUGUUUUUCGUGUGCGUGUGUAGCGUGUUGCCAUGAUUAUCACUAUCAUAAUUAGCGGUUUCUGGUCUGUCUGCAAGCACCCUUGCUUGCGUCAACACUUGCCAUUGCUUGUGUUAUUUACGUUACAUUGUGGUUUUAGUGACACCGUGCCCCUGCGCGUGCAUUGACGCGUGUUGUGCACUGUAGAGUUACAGCUUAUUCUCUUUCUAGUCAUUGCUGUUCACGUCCCUGCUUGCGUUUGUGUUUUGAUUUCACUCACAGUCAAACCCAUCACGAGCACAAAAGCAAAUGCAACACCA